CUCGGGGUUUUAGGUUGCAGGGUUUAGAGUCUGUUCCUUCUUCAAUGUACGUAACACAUGAAGGAUCAUGAACCAUGGCAGUGACCGGAGUUUCUUCUGCCGUUGGCCGUCUUUUCAAACAAGAUCAAACCCACAAGCGUGUUAUCGCUACACGGCCCAAUUUUACAGUGACCCGUCAAAUUGUUGAGCACCUCGAAGGAGGCAGUGUAUCGAAAGCUGUCUCUGUUCUCUUUGCUUCUCCAGAGCCAGUUGCGUACUGGCUAUACGAGCGUCUUUUCCGAUGUUGUUCCUCGAAAUCACUUGUUGUGCAAGCCCGUAAGGUCCAAUCCCAUUUAGUAACUUUCUCUCCGUUGCCUCCGAUUUUUCUAUGGAACAGAGCUAUUGAGGCUUAUGGGAAAUGUGGGUGUGUUGAUGAUGCACAAGAACUGUUUGAGCAAAUGCGUGAACGAGAUGGUGGGUCUUGGAACGCUGUGAUUACUGCUUGUGCGCAGAACGGUGUCUCGGAUGAGGUGUUUCGUAUGUUUCGUAGGAUGAGUAGGGAUGGGGUAAGAGCUACGGAGACUUCUUUUGCUGGUGUUUUUAAGUCAUGCGGGUUAAUCUUGGACCUGAGAUUAUUGAGGCAGCUGCAUUGUGCUGUGGUCAAGUAUGGGUUUUCGAGAAAUGUAGAUUUGGAGACGUCGAUUGUUGAUGUUUACGGUAAGUGUCGGGUUAUGAGUGAUGCGAGAAGAGUGUUUGAUGAGAUUGAAAACCCUAGUGAUGUUUCAUGGAAUGUGAUUGUGCGGCGGUAUCUUGAGAUGGGUUUUAAUGAUGAGGCAGUGGUAAUGUUCUUCAAGAUGCUAGAGUUGAAUGUUCGACCUUUGAAUCACACGGUUUCUAGUGUUAUGUUAGCUUGUUCAAGAUCCUUGGCCCUUGAGGUGGGAAAGGUAAUCCACGCCAUUGCUGUCAAAAUUAGUGUUGUGGAAGAUACAGUUGUUUCUACUUCCAUCUUUGAUAUGUAUGUAAAAUGUGACAGAUUGGAGAGUGCUCGCAGAGUAUUUGACCAAACCAAAUCAAAAGAUUUAAAAUCUUGGACUUCAGCGAUGUCGGGAUAUGCAAUGAGUGGUAUAACUAGAGAGGCAAGGGAGCUGUUUGAUCUGAUGCCUGAACGAAAUAUAGUCUCAUGGAACGCAAUGUUGGGUGGAUAUGUACGUGCUCAUGAAUGGAAUGAGGCACUGGAUUUUCUCACUUUGAUGCGCAAGGAGAUCGAAGAUAUUGAUAAUGUCACUCUUGUCUGGAUCCUAAAUGUCUGCUCAGGUACAUCAGAUGUUCAAAUGGGGAAGCAAGCUCAUGGUUUUAUUUACCGACAUGGAUAUGAUACAAAUGUAAUUGUAGCCAAUGCACUUCUUGAUAUGUACGGAAAAUGUGGUACUUUGCAGAGUGCCAAUAUUUGGUUCCGCCAAAUGAGUGAACUGAGGGAUGACGUUUCAUGGAAUGCUUUAUUGACUGGUGUAGCUCGAGUUGGCAGGAGUGAACAAGCUUUAUCUUUCUUUGAAGGGAUGCAAGUGGAGGCCAAACCUAGCAAAUACACACUCGCAACGCUCUUAGCUGGUUGUGCAAACAUUCCUGCUUUAAAUUUAGGCAAAGCAAUCCACGGGUUCCUGAUCAGAAAUGGCUAUAAUAUUGAUGUUGUUAUAAGGGGGGCUAUGGUGGACAUGUAUUCAAAAUGCCGAUGUUUCGACUAUGCUAUUGAAGUAUUCAAAGAGGCAGCUACACGGGACUUGAUUCUAUGGAACUCUAUUAUCCGUGGAUGUUGUCGUAAUGGAAGAAGCAAGGAGGUCUUUGAGUUGUUCAUGCUUUUGAAAGAUGAAGGAAUCAAGCCUGAUCAUGUCACCUUUCUGGGAAUCUUACAAGCUUGCAUACGUGAAGGCCAUGUCGAACUCGGCUUUCAGUAUUUCAGUUCUAUGAGCUCCAAAUAUCUUAUAUUACCACAGGUUGAGCAUUAUGAUUGUAUGGUUGAACUCUACUGCAAGUAUGGAUGCUUGCAUCACCUUGAAGAAUUUCUCCUCUUGAUGCCUUUUGAUCCACCCAAGCAAAUGUUAACAAGGAUAUAUGAUGCUUGCCAAAGAUACGGCUGGAAAAAGUUAGGAGCAUGGGCUGCUAAACGGCUUCAUGAUUGAUCAUCACCUUCAGCCACAAUGUAUAACUGAAACAAGGAAACCGUUUCCUGCAGUCAUAUCGGAGCAUAUGCAUAUAGAAGGAUUGAAAUCUGUGGGCUUUUGAAGACCAGGAAGAGCAACGGGAACGAAGCAGUUGAAACAGGAAGUGAACUGAUAAGAGAGACAACAUUAGUCUAACCUGACUCUAUAAAUCAUAUGUUUCUUCAGAAGGUAUAAAAGAUAUGUCUUGACCCCAAAAAAGGCCAGAGCAAUAGAGCUUUUGAGUCUUUUCGCUUGGAAUGUGGUAGACCCUCUGAUAUGUGAUCAGAUAUGUCCAAGCAAAAGCUAAAACAGCAAAGCUUACGUUUUAGCUUCCACAACCAUAAGGUAGUGUUGUUAUUCAUUCUCAUGUAUAAAUUAUAGCUUGAUCUCUGACUUUUCGCAUUUCUGCGACCAAUUUAACACCAUUGUUUUGUUUUGUUUAAUCUUUGUUUUUCACUUUCACAGUCUUGAAAUUUAAAGAUUUCAGAUGUGUAUACAAAGCAGCUGUAAAGUUAGAACGUUUAGAGCUUCAUAUUAGUUUCCCACU
Capsella rubella is the source of this 2724-nucleotide messenger RNA. RefSeq names its product pentatricopeptide repeat-containing protein At3g26540. Gene Ontology annotation, molecular function: RNA binding; protein binding. The record is from RefSeq and is a predicted model, not a curated record. The coding region runs from base 75 to 2156 and encodes 693 amino acids. Gene Ontology annotation, biological process: RNA modification. NCBI's taxonomy places the organism in Eukaryota, Viridiplantae, Streptophyta, Magnoliopsida, Brassicales, Brassicaceae. The transcript is spliced from 4 exons.